Molecule: messenger RNA, 1248 nt
Organism: Parathielavia appendiculata
Lineage: Eukaryota; Fungi; Ascomycota; Sordariomycetes; Sordariales; Chaetomiaceae
Exons: 2
Coding region: 1-1248 (415 amino acids)
Source: RefSeq, a predicted model, not a curated record
AUGGCUGCGCAUCCGGAUUAUUCUUAUUCAGCGACAUUCGGCCGUUUUCCAGGCCAAGAUGGCGGCUGGGAUGUUUCACUCAGCAUGGAGAGGAGUGAAUCCCAAUCGACCAGCUGUACGGUCGACAGCAACUACACGGCUAGCGCUUCGUUUUCAAGACUCUCUUCGCCGACAGAGUACUCGUCAGAAUCCGCUUUUUUCAUCGAUGAUGACUACCUGCACUGCCAGGCAUCGUCAUACCCGGACCCAACGUCUUUUGACGAGCUCAGGAACGCCAACCACAUGCUUUCUGCCACCGGGUCUCAGUACCAGGAAAGCGACCACCACAUGCUUUCUGCCACCGGGUUUCAGUACCAGGAAAGCGACCACCACUUGCCCCGGGUGCCGCAGUUGUCGAGCGCUUCACAGCCGCUCAACUCCCAGGCGAGCAUUGAGAAAGCCGCAUGGCGCGCCACUCUGGCUGCAAACUCGCUUGUCAUAACCCGGCCGUCGUUUGGAGACCACGGCCCAUCAGUUAUCACCUUUGAGGCGGUCGAAGAAGCCCUCCAGAGGCAACUGGAGCAGGGCUUUGAGGAACCGGUUCGCCCGGCCGUGCAGGACAUUCUCUACCAGGAGCUUUCCCCUCGCUUCCAUAAGAUGGAUCUCUUUCACGCUGAGAUGACCAGGAUACUGGAGGAGGCGGCCUACCAACUACAGAUACGCCUCCAGGGCCCAAAAGUGAUCGAUAUAUGUUACUAUGCCAUCGUAGCAAUCCUCGCCAGGUUGAUCCGGAUUCCGGAAUGUGCUACGAACGCUGCGAAUUCCGAGUCUGUCCUGACAAGCAACCCCACCUCUAGAGCACCGUCCGAGAAGGAGAGAUUCAAAUGCCACAAAUGUAACAAGACAGCCGGCCGGCAGGCCGACCUCGAGCGCCACUUCAGAAUCGUGCAUCUCGGUGACGACCAAAAGGUCAAGUACCUGUGCGACUACAAGCGAUGCGCCCGACACACCCUGCCCUUCUUCCGCCAGGAUCACUUUCGCGACCACCUGCGCAUCUACCACAAGGAGGACCUGUUGCGGCGAGGCCACAACAAGGCCGACCAGGCCUGGUGGGCGUCCCGCGCCACGCAAGCGUUGCAGUGCGGCUGGUGGCGCUGCAGCCGGUGUCUCGUCCGGGUCAGCUUGGGCAAGCAUGGCUUUGUCUGCCCCGGCUGCGGGAACCCUUGCGAGAAGGAACGGCAGCACUACCGGACGACGAUCUUGGACUGA